Messenger RNA from Diutina rugosa, 1575 nucleotides. Its product is annotated as chaperonin-containing T-complex subunit. Lineage: Eukaryota; Fungi; Ascomycota; Pichiomycetes; Serinales; Debaryomycetaceae. Gene Ontology annotation, molecular function: ATP-dependent protein folding chaperone; ATP binding; ATP hydrolysis activity. Gene Ontology annotation, cellular component: chaperonin-containing T-complex. The record is from RefSeq and is a predicted model, not a curated record. The coding region runs from base 1 to 1575 and encodes 524 amino acids. Gene Ontology annotation, biological process: protein folding. The transcript has a single exon.
AUGGCUGUCGCUGCCCCCGCCCCAUUCAAGGACAAGGAGAAGCCGCAGGAGGUGCGCAAGCUGAACAUCCUCGCCGCCCGUGCCGUGCUGGACGCCAUCCGCACCCUGUUGGGCCCCAAGGGGAUGGACAAGAUGAUCAAAACCAAGAACGGCCAGAUCAUCAUCUCUAACGACGGCGCUACCAUCUUAAGGGAAAUGGCGGUGCUCCACCCGGCGGCCCGGAUGCUUGUUGACGUGUCCCACGCUCAGGAUAUCGAGGCCGGUGACGGUACCACCUCAGUGGCGAUUUUGACGGGGCUGUUGCUUGGUGCCGCCGAGAGAUUGCUUAACAAAGGGAUCCACCCGACUUUAAUUGCCGAGCUGUUUCAGCGAGCCGCCCAGCGUGCCUGCGAAGUGAUUUUGGCCAUUGCCACCAAGAUCAGCCUCGAUGACCGCGAGGUGUUAAUGAAAGCGGCGCUGACGUCAUUACUGUCGAAAGUGGUCAACCAGUUCUCGCUGUUCUUAGCGCCGUUGGCGGUCGACUCGGUGCUUAAAGUGCGCCAGGAACUGUCGGUGGACUUAAACGAUAUCCGCUUAGUCAAGCGUAUUGGUGGUACCAUCGACGAUACUCAGAUGAUCGACGGCGUGGUGCUUAAUCAGACGGUGGUUAAAUCCGCUGGUGGCCCUACUCGAGUGGAAAAAGCUCGCAUCGGGCUUGUCCAGUUCCAAUUGAGUCCGCCUAAACCGGAUAUGGAAAAUAACGUCGUCGUCAACGACUACCGCCAAAUGGAUAAAAUCCUCAAGGAAGAAAGAGCCUACUUGCUCAACAUCUGUAAGAAGAUCAAGAAGACUAAGUGCAAUGUGUUGUUAAUCCAAAAGCUGAUCUUGCGUGAUGCCGUCAACGACUUAGCCCUCCACUUUUUGGCUAAACUCAACAUCAUGGUGGUUAAAGAUAUCGAGCGUGACGAAGUGGAAUUCUUAAGCAAAGCCCUCGGGUGUAAGCCUGUGGCCGAUAUCGAUUCGUUCACCGAAGACCGGUUAGGCCACGCCGAUGUGAUUGAAGAACAGGACGUGUUUUCGCUGAAGAUUGUUACUAUCACUGGCAUCCCGCAAAAGAAUACUAAACCUACGGUGCUGAUUGUUGUUAGAGGUAAUAACCAGAUGGUAUUGGACGAAACCGAACGGUCGCUCCACGACGCCCUCUGUGUGGUGCGCUGUCUCGUGAAGCAGCCGGCGCUUAUCGCCGGUGGUGGUGCCCCUGAAAUUGAAGUGGCUCGCAUUCUCACCUCAGAACUGCACAAGUUGCUGGGGGUUGAACAGUUUGUGUGGCAAGAGUUUGCCAACGCGAUGAUGGUGAUCCCCACCACAUUGGCGGAAAACGCCGGUUUAAACCCGAUUGCCGUGGUCACCGAUCUCCGUAAUCGUCACGCCAUGGGUGAGAAGAAUGCUGGUGUUUCAAUUAAACGGCUGGGGGCCUCCAACACCUACGACGAGCACGUGUUGCAGCCGGCGUUGGUGCUGACGCUGGCGGUGACGUUGGCGCUGGAGUGCUGCAAAUCGAUCUUGCGCAUCGACGACAUCGCUUUUAGUCGCUAA